UGAAAACAUAGAGACGUGUAACUUUGACAGUUCCGGGAAAAGCCAUAGGAAUAGCUGAGAUUGCUCAAACUAAAAUCGUGAUCAAUGUCUUGUAGUAAAGAAAGCGACUUUUGACGUUUCUGUUCUAAUGACAAGCUUGCACACGAAGAAAACUAGACGAAAUUGUUAAAAACCUCUUUCAAAACACUCGCCGGAAUGCUGAGUCGAUCUAUAGUCGUGCAAAGUCUCAGGAGUAUUAGAGAUAGAUUUUUUAAUACAAGACGACAAAGAAAUGACCAAAGUGAUGCUCAGGAUGUGCCAAAUCAUGACGUCACCGGCCCCUCUCUGGACAAUCUGUUGGUGGACAUGCAGUUUCUCAUUAUGACCUUCCUCUCUCCACAAGACCUCUGCAGACUGGGAGGCACAAGUACAUACUGGCGAUCAAUGGUUAAAGACCCUGUCCUGUGGAAGUACUUCCUGUUGCGUGAUAUGCCACUCUGGCAGUCAGUUGACCAUUUAUCAAUGCCUCAGGUCAAGCUCACCGGCACAUCUGUGCUGGAUGACUCUGAGAUGCAGCAAAUUAAUUAUAUGGCAGAGUAUCUACGGGUCUGCCCAGCAUGUCGCAACCAAUGGCGAUGUCAACCCAGUUCAACAUUUGAGUCUGUGACUUCCUUCUUCCAGUCCCUUGUACCAGUUGCAGAGCCACAGUUUGCCAUGUUUGGCCCCGGACUUGAGCAGUUAGAGGUUUCCCUAAUGAAUAAGAUCAUGCAUUCCCAUGAUGUACUGCCUAUAGCCGGAAUACCUCAACGCCAAAUUGAUGGCAUUGGAUCUGGAAUCAGUUUUAAGUACAAAGAUCAGCACCGAUUCAAUAUUAUAACUUUGUAUUCGAUCAACAGGACAGAGAGAGAGAGGGCUCGCCUGGAGCAGCUCAGUCUGCGCAGUAAGCUUUUUGUCUAUCAGGAGGAUAGUGAGUGCAAUAUGCCCUUAAGUCUCAACCCCAUGUUUAAUGAAGUUUGUCAAGCUGUGAACGGAUUCAUCUUUGUGGCAAAUGCUGAGACAAAAAGAGGAUCUAACAGAGAGUGGGAGGAGGAAAGUGCUCAGAUUAGGGUCAUGUUAGACCCUCUGCUAGGUGCUGUGUCCCAGCCUAUUCUGGUGCUCUCUUGUGUUUCUAGAGAGACAGCAGACAGACGAAGGAUACCAUGUGUGACUGUGGCCUAUCAGCUGCAGCUCAGCUCACUGUGCAACCCCUGGAUGGUUCAGGACACUACUGCAGAAACACUAACAGGACUGCUGGAUGGUAUUGAUUGGCUACUGAGGCAUUCUGGAGUCAAGCUGUGAACACCAAGACAGUUAUGAAGCUGCACAAUGUAAUGGCCAUUUAAUAGAGGCCUUUCAAACAUCUUAUUAUCAGUAACAAGCAAGAUUACACCAUGUAAGGUGGUUUAUUUUCCAUCUAUCAAAUAAAACUUUGGUAACACUUUCUAUGAAGCCCAUAUUUAUAAUGCAUUGUAAAGGUAAAUUUUGAGAUAUUACGAAAAACACUUGUAAAGCUACAAGGUUCAAAUAUAUCAGAAGCUCUAAAUAUGUAUGUUGAUCACACGUAAACACACCCAAGAAUAAAAACAAAAUCAAACUGAUUCUAUACUGGACUCUAUUCAAUAAACUUUAAUGUUUGCGCAUCUUAUUUGGAGACAUAUUUUUAUUAAUAACGUCCAUUAUAUAAGUUUGACUUGUAAUGUAUUGUGUUACAAGUUUAUGUUAUGGCUGUUUAUAAGAAGAUAUUGCUUUUGUAACUUCACUUAAAGCAGGCAAAGACCACUUAUAAUAUGAUUACGUCAUAAAGACUUUUGACUGUUUACGCUAUACAGCACUUAUACGAUUAACUUUAUUAACUUCUGCUUUGUUAAAUUAGGAUGUUGCUUGUAUUAUAAUGCAGUAAACUCUAAAGUAUAACUAUGAAUAGGGGACGUCUUAUAACUACAGUUAUAAUACAUUAUAAUUACUUAUGAGAAGUUAUAACUUAUUAUAAGGUGUAUUAUGAGACAUUAUAAAUUCAGUAUAAUGCCUUUACAAUGCAUUAUAAAUAUAGGCUUCAUAGAAAGUUUUACCAAAACAUUUUGUAAUAUACUGUAUGUAUGCCAUGCACUUAUAUAGUGGAUUUCAGUCAACACUUUCCUGUAAUACUUUUUACAUGCUCAUUAUUUUUGUUUUAAAGGCGUCUUAUAAUUGGGAUUUUUAGAUUAUUAAUUAUUUUGCUGUGAAAAUAUUUUAUUGUUUGUAUUAUGUUUUAUUGCUAUUAUUUAUUUAUUUAUCUCUGCACUGUAAAAUCGAAUUAGUUGACCUUUCAUGCUUUUUCUAUAUAGUAACAUAUACAGUAUAUUUGAGUUAUAAUUCCAAACUGUGACAUUUCAAGAACUGUUUAAUUACACUGAACAAAAAUAUAAACACAACAUUUAAAGUGUUGGUCCCAUGUUUCAUGAGCUGAAAUAAAAGAUCCCAGAAAUGUUCCAUACGCAUUGAUUAGAUUAGAUUAGGGCCUAAUGCAUUUAUUUCAAUUGACUGAUUUCCUUAAAUGAACUGUAAUUCAGUAAAAUCUUUGAAAUUGUUGCAUGUUGCGUUUAUAUUUUUGUUCAGUAUAGGACCACUUGAUAUUUUUUAUUAAUGACAACUUUAGGGUUUAGAGAGUAACAGUAACUUAAUUAAAACUAGUAAGAAUAGUAAAAAAGAAAGCUUAAAUUGAGUCAACAAUUUUUUUAUAUGUAUAUUUGAGAUAAAUCUUAGUAUUUAUAGUGUGGAUAAAUGAAUAUGUUUGCACAAAUAUACUUUUCUUUUUCCUUCUGAAUAUAUCUUUGGUAAGUAAAGAUAAUACAAUUAAAAACUUUAAAUGUGUAACAGUGA
Myxocyprinus asiaticus (Chinese sucker) is the source of this 2877-nucleotide messenger RNA. It is a transcript of the gene fbxo4, whose product is annotated as F-box protein 4. Gene Ontology annotation, molecular function: protein binding. The transcript is spliced from 7 exons. Gene Ontology annotation, cellular component: SCF ubiquitin ligase complex. The record is from RefSeq and is a predicted model, not a curated record. Gene Ontology annotation, biological process: SCF-dependent proteasomal ubiquitin-dependent protein catabolic process; protein polyubiquitination. Lineage: Eukaryota; Metazoa; Chordata; Actinopteri; Cypriniformes; Catostomidae. Bases 196 to 1317 code for a protein of 373 amino acids.